AAGAGAGAAGAGUCAAUGGCGACGCUGACGAUUCCAUCAAUAAUUCCGUCACCGACCGAGGACUGCGAGCAGCUCAGGAAAGCUUUUGCAGGAUGGGGAACCAAUGAACAACUGAUCAUUGACAUCUUGGCUCACAGAGAUGCAUCACAGCGCAAAUUGAUCAGGAAAACUUAUGCUGAAAUAUAUGGAGAAGAUCUUUUGAAAGAACUAGACAAGGAACUAUCAAGUGACUUCGAGAGGAUUGUUAUGCUAUGGACACUGGAUCCUGCUGAGCGCGAUGCAUUUCUGGCUAACGAGGCUACAAAGAUGCUGACCUCUAGCAACUGGGUGAUAAUGGAAAUUGCUUCUACCAGGUCAUCUCAUGAUCUAUUGAAGAUAAGGGAGGCCUAUCAUGCUCGUUUCAAAAAAUCUAUCGAAGAAGAUGUUGCCUAUCACACCACUGGGGCUUUCCGUAAGCUUCUAGUGCCUCUUGUGAGCUCAUUACGCUAUGAAGGUGGUGAGGUGAACAUGGUACUGGCAAAAUCAGAAGCUAAGAUACUUCAUGAAAAGAUAGCUGAUAAGGCUUAUUCUGAUGAUGAGGUUAUCAGGAUUAUCACAACAAGGAGCAAAGCACAGAUUAAUGCUACUUUGAAUCACUAUAACAAUGAAUUUGGAAAUGCUAUUAACAAGGAUUUAAAGAAGAAGGAUGAUGGAGAUGAUGAGUUUUUGAGUAUUUUAAGAGCGUGUAUAAAGGGUCUGGUUUACCCAGAAAAAUACUUUGAGAAGGUUCUGAGGUUAGCCAUAAACCGAUUGGGUACUGAUGAAUGGGGUCUUACAAGGGUGGUGUCGACUCGAUCAGAGGUAGACAUGAAGAAGAUAAAAGAAGAGUAUCAGCGUAGGAACAGUGUUCCUCUUGAACGCGCCAUUUCAGGAGAUGCAAGAGGAGACUACAAGAAAAUGCUUCUGGCUCUAGUCGGACAUGAGGAGGCUUGACAAGAAAGGAAAAGAUUUGAAUCAUUCUUCUGAAUAAAAAUUGCUUGUUGAAGGUCGGUCUGUCUGUCUGUCUGCUUAUUAUUACUCUCUUAUUCAUUCCUUCCUUCCUUCUUGGACCACUUUUUUCUUCUUUAUUGGUUCUUGGUUCUUGGUGUUGGUUAUGAAUGAAAUUCUUGUGGUUCCUUUUUUUUUAUUAACUCA
Impatiens glandulifera is the source of this 1173-nucleotide messenger RNA. RefSeq names its product annexin Gh1-like. Lineage: Eukaryota; Viridiplantae; Streptophyta; Magnoliopsida; Ericales; Balsaminaceae. Gene Ontology annotation, molecular function: calcium-dependent phospholipid binding; calcium ion binding. Gene Ontology annotation, cellular component: cytosol; cytoplasm. The record is from RefSeq and is a predicted model, not a curated record. Bases 16 to 972 code for a protein of 318 amino acids. The transcript is spliced from 5 exons.